AGCACAUCCUUAGCCCCUUCUUCUCAUAGCUAUCCAAAACCUUGUGAUAUUCCCAGCAUCAUGGCUUCCAACACUAGCCUCUUCACCAUGAGCCUUCUCAUUGCUCUCAUGUUGCUGAGCUUCAACACCAGGAGCCAUGCAGCUCGCCAUCUUUUGGACACCGCUGCGCCAGAGUCUCCACCUGCGGCCCCGGCCAUCCCAACCCUGCCCAAGCCGGCAUUGCCACCGAUGCCGGUUGUGCCGACUAUUCCAAAGGUUACGGUGCCUCCGAUGCCGGCGAUACCGACUAUUCCACAGGUUACGAUGCCUCCGAUGCCGGCGAUACCGACAAUUCCAAAGGUUGCAGUGCCACCAUUGCCCGUGGUGCCGACUGUGCCAAAGGUUACAAUCCCACCCUUGCCGACCAUGCCUGCUGUCCCUAAGGUCACACUGCCUCCCAUCUCUUCCAUCCCAACCAUCCCUUCCAUUCCAAAUAUCCCCGGUAUUCCCUUCCUUACACCACCUCCGGCUACCACUAGCCCAUGAUGGGCAUGAGGAUCGGAUUCGUCGUCCAGUUUGAUGCGUCGUAUGUCAGAUUGUAUUGGAGUAGGACUAGAGGCCAUUUUAGAGCAAUAUAAUGGGACUUCUGGAGUCAUUAUAUUGUUGUAGAGUAUAUGUUCGUGGGUCUCUCGAGUGAUUUUAUGUACUUCCAUUGUAUGUCAUCGUGUAUGUUACCUUGUCAUUCAUGAAUUCACAUAUUCCCGUCAUUAUAUUUAUAUACGUGGAGUUAU
Molecule: messenger RNA, 770 nt
Organism: Elaeis guineensis (African oil palm)
Lineage: Eukaryota; Viridiplantae; Streptophyta; Magnoliopsida; Arecales; Arecaceae
Source: RefSeq, a predicted model, not a curated record